UUCGAAUACUACCUACUUGAUUAGAGCGGGGUUAGGUACAUAUUAAGUCUCUUUGAAGAUGCCCGUACGCUGUGUGUAUAGAGUAACGGAUUUAUCUUUUAUCAAUUUAUUGGAGUCAUUAACUACCUAUGCCCUGCCAGGUAGCUCCAGGAUCUGCAAACGAAAUCAGAUCGCAAUUGUCUCCGCUAUUCUCACCCUUGGCAAUUGUACAUCUAGCUGUGCCAUCACCAGAGGCCGGGAUAUGCCACUAGGUAUUAAACGAUCACAUACGUUCGGGUUGACAUCUGGCUAGGUUGUAUCCUAAAACUGCUCAGAAGCAUGGAUGAGGCAGGCAUAGAGACGGAGCCCAUUUUCGAGCUGGCGACAAAAUGCGAAAGGCUAUUUUCGGAGCACAUCUCAAGGCUGAAAGAUGAAUCUGACUUGAAUGGCGCGAAAGUCAUUGGAGAGUAUCAGCAAAAGUUUUCAGCUUGGGCGGCUUUCUUAGGCGUGUUCGCUGUGCCAGAUAUGUGCCUCGACCAUAGACUGCGCAACCAUACCGAGGUUCAGGAUUUGGUUCUUCGCUUGUUGGAUAUCAUGAGGAGAAACUUGGUUCAUCUUCUCGAAAUUGAUCAUAACAAGUCCACUUUAGACGAAGAUAUCGACAUUCCCGACUUAGGUCAAGUCUCUUCAUCCCCGAUCUGCGUCAACUUAGAGAGUCUAAGAGGAAUUGAAGGAGCGGUUGGCCGCCUCAAUCAUCUCGGCAGGACCAUACAACGAUCGUCAGAGGCAAGGCAGGCAACAAAAGUUGGCAGAUUCGUAACGACAUUUGACUCCACUUCAUUCGAAGAGAUUGCGCGCUCUGCAGUCAAGUCAUUCUACCCCGGUGCCAGCGCAUCGCUUUUGGAGCAGCUUGCCCAAGCAAUGACCAAUAUGUACGAAAGAUUCCAUUAUCGGCGAUCGAGACAAGUGCGACUCCAAGCUCGACCCAAAGCAGCAUUAUCCACCAUUGGCGAAGAGCUGGCUUCAGAUUCAAAGGCAGAUAUCGGGAGAGCAUCUUUUCAAUUAACUGCUCCUCCUGUUAUGAAUGUCAAUAAGCAGCUACCGCGCCUAGUUUCAAUGACGCAUGUAGACGACAGGUCACACAAAUCCAGGGAAUCCAAGCCAACAUCCUUAGAUAGCCGAGAGUUCAGAAAACUGUUUUCGCAACAAAGGGGCGGAUCUGCCGGUAGCGAGACAAGGUCUAUUCUUGUUAGUCAAGUCGCUUACCCUCAACCAUCUGAAGAGAGCUUGGUUUGCGAAUGGUGCUUUGCGACUCUCUCAAAAGAUGAACUCAAGGGGGAGAAAUGGAAGAAACAUUUGAAUGAAGAUUUCAAGCCAUUCAUUUGCAUAUCUGAGAAGUGUAAGGGGCAAGUAAACCAGUUUGCAACUUCAAGGGCAUGGUUUAGUCACAUGCUUGAAACACAUGGUCAAAAUUGGCAUCGAGAAAUACAUUUGCCAGUAUGGUGGAUUUGUCCACUAUGCAAUAGCGCAGAAACGACCUUUUCUAGAGCACAAGAACUCUCAGAACACAUAUCAAAGCUUCACGAUGAUAUCUUUACAAGGCCACAAAUUCAAGUCAUUGUAAACCAGAGCCAGCUCCGAUCCCCACGGCCGCAAGACAUCUGCCCCUUAUGCUGCCUUUCAAUGAGGGAUGAACAAGAAGAUGAAGAGAGACAGCAUUUGCAUUUAGCACAACCAAACCUUCUAUUGAAAGAUCAGAUGCCUGGAGAAAGUCACAAACGUGUUAAAACAGAGACUGGCUCAAGUCAGCAAAUCCAACAUAGCGACGUCAACUCCGAAGGAGAAAUGGAAGAGAUGGUAUCAAAUACUGGAGCCCAAUCUGCCCAAAAUACACAGCGAGUAAAUAUUGAAGCCAUCGCAAGACACGUAGCUGCGCAUCUUCAAGGGAUGAUGCUCUUCACCUUGCGUAUGAUGUCUCUAGAUAUCCCAAAUGCAACAGAAGAUGAAAAGUCUUUAUCUAGUAGUACCGAUCACGACGCAUCUCGCAUUGGUUUAGGGCAACAACAUUCUGAACAAGAGACAGGCACUGUUAUUAGCAUAUCGGAAGAACAAGAUAUUAACAUGGAUGUUGAUGGCCCUUCGAUAGAGGAUACUAUUCCUGACAGCGAGCACAUUAUUGAUUGGAAAGACGUAAUUAAUGAUACACAGCAUUUUCCAGGAACUGAUAGCUUUCUACAAGAGGUUAUACGCUCCGGUGCUUUCCAAUAUGAUGAGUGCAGCAACUUAUAAGUCAGCAACAAAGGAAAAGAGAAAAAAUCUCUACAAUAUGAAUACUAUCAAUCGACCAAUCUUCAAGGAAAUUUCCAAAAUCCAGAGAGGUAUCGG
Molecule: messenger RNA, 2364 nt
Organism: Trichoderma asperellum CBS 433.97
Lineage: Eukaryota; Fungi; Ascomycota; Sordariomycetes; Hypocreales; Hypocreaceae
Source: RefSeq, a predicted model, not a curated record